Messenger RNA from Mercenaria mercenaria, 1203 nucleotides. Its product is annotated as cadherin-99C-like. Gene Ontology annotation, biological process: homophilic cell-cell adhesion. The record is from RefSeq and is a predicted model, not a curated record. Bases 1 to 1203 code for a protein of 400 amino acids. Gene Ontology annotation, cellular component: membrane. Gene Ontology annotation, molecular function: calcium ion binding. The transcript is spliced from 8 exons. NCBI's taxonomy places the organism in Eukaryota, Metazoa, Mollusca, Bivalvia, Venerida, Veneridae.
AUGUACAGAAGAAACACUUGUUUUAUGAAAAAAGAUAUGUGUACGUUUCAUUUGAAGUUAAAUUCUAGACAUGAUUUUUUUCUUCAGUAUGAAGUUGACAUUACAACGAUUACCCUGACAGUUACUUACAGAGGAAAUACGGUAGAUGUGUUCAUAAGUGUGACGCCAGUGAAUGAAUUCGCUCCAGUAUUUAUAAACAAUCCUUACAAUAUCACAUUACCAGAGUCCACGCGGGUUGGCACUGUGGUAUACAAACUGAAGCCAAAAGUUCAAGAUAAAGAUGUGGGAGGUGUUCAUGACUUUUAUUUCCAAAUUCAUCCAUACAGUUUAAAUGACUACGACGGUUCUGCCUUUUUCAGUAUUCCUGCUUCUUCAACAGGAAAUAUUACUCUAACAAAACCGCUUGAUUUUGACACAAUGGCAAAGAAUACCCGUUUCCUGAACCUUAGUGUAGCGGAUGGCCAAUCAGCUGACUCAAAAACAAAUCAGACCACAUUGCAAGUAAAUAUCUAUGAUGCAGACGACCAAGUACCGUAUUUCGAGUAUCCAAAUUGUCCAGCGCCGUGUCCAGCACCGGCAUUUGUGUCUGUAACGCAUCUGGCGUACACGGGUCCGUUGGAGAUCACACCACCACUGAAGGGAAAAGAUGAUGACACUCUUGGGACUUAUUUACUUUAUUCUAUAAAGAUUGGUAACAAGAAUAAUUUAUUUACCAUGGACCAAAGCACAGGUGGUAUCACGCUAAGAACUUCUGUUGCUGCAGCUAAUCUACCGGACACAGAGUUUAGGCUCGUUAUUGAGGUAAGAAAAAACCUACAAAACAUUGACCUCUCAUCCGUUGCCGUCCUGAAUGUGAAAGUCUGGGAACGUUGGCAAAAUGACAACAACUAUCAAGGAAAUGAAUCAACAUGUGACAAUGACAAAGUACAUCAAGGAAAUGAAUCAACAAGUGACAAUGACAAAGAAUAUCAAGGAAAUGAAUCAACAAGUGACCACAGCAGCGGGCAAAAUGAUGUAUCCGCCUAUAAAACUGCUGUUAUUAUUCUUGCCGUAGCUCUUGCAAUUGUUACUACUGUUCUUUUUGUUGUGAUUGUAAUGUACAUGUUUCUACGCAGGACAAAACAGCACACAGACACAGAACUGCACAGCAAUUACCAAGAUCUGUCUCCUCAUCAUUUGCGAAAUGGUGGUGUUUAUUCUUGA